This is a messenger RNA of Toxorhynchites rutilus septentrionalis, 3441 nucleotides long. RefSeq names its product C2 domain-containing protein 5. Lineage: Eukaryota; Metazoa; Arthropoda; Insecta; Diptera; Culicidae. The transcript is spliced from 15 exons. The coding region runs from base 128 to 3325 and encodes 1065 amino acids. Gene Ontology annotation, biological process: positive regulation of D-glucose transmembrane transport; positive regulation of protein targeting to membrane; positive regulation of vesicle fusion. Gene Ontology annotation, molecular function: calcium ion binding; calcium-dependent phospholipid binding. The record is from RefSeq and is a predicted model, not a curated record. Gene Ontology annotation, cellular component: plasma membrane.
ACGAUGGCAUACCUUCUUCUGAUUAUGCAUAUUUUGUUUCCAAAAAAUCAAAUGAGCCUGUCAAAACAAACUGAAUAGCAGACAUUAAUAUAGAAGUUGUUCUGAGCCAAAAACAUAUUUUCCAAAAAUGCCUGGGAAAGUUAAAGUUAAGAUUCUUGCUGGAAGAAAUUUGCCUAUAAUGGAUAGAAGUAGUGACACAACGGAUGCAUUUGUAGAGUUAAAAAUUGGUUCUAUUACUCAUAAAACAGAUGUCUGCAGGAAAACAUUGAACCCUGUUUGGAAUUCCGAUUGGUACAGAUUUGAGGUGGAUGAUUCUGACCUGCAAGACGAACCUUUACAAAUCAGAUUAAUGGACUAUGAUACUUAUUCGGCAAAUGAUGCAAUUGGUAAAGUUUAUAUAAAUCUGAGUCCUCUCUUAUAUUCUUUUACGUUGGAUAAUCCUGCUCAAACGAGUAACAUAGGCAAAGGUUCAGUAAUGUCUGGAUGGAUUCCAGUUUACGAUACCAUGAAUGGAGUGAGAGGUGAAGUGAAUAUAAUCGUAAAGGUAGACUUAUUCACUGAUUUUAACAAAUUUCGACAAAGUUCUUGCGGUGUUCGAUUUUUUCACUCUUCCACUAUCCCACACGGAUACAAUGCUCAUUUCAUCCACGGAUUUGUUGAAGAAUUGAUAGUUAACGAUGAUCCAGAAUAUCAAUGGAUUGAUAAAAUUCGAACACCUCGUGCUUCUAAUGAGGCCAGGCAAAUAGCUUUUAUAAAACUAUCUGGACAGGUUCAACGGAAGAUUGGUUUAAAGGCCAUUGAACUUGGUGCUAAUGCUGUGAUUGGUUAUACACAAUGUUUCGAUUUGGAAGGAGAUGUUGGUGUUGUAGCACGAGGCAUUGGUACAGCGGUUACUUUGAUAAAAGUGCACGAGUCUCUCAUUCACCCAAUAAUUGACAGCUCUUUUAUGGAAGAAAAUGUUGUAAAUAAUGCAUUACCUGUAUCUAAUGGAGCCAAACCAGGACAUGAAACAACUGAACCUAUUAGUCAACGUAUCUCUCAUAGUCCUGCAAAAACAGGUACACCAGGAUCCGCGGUAGUCAACAUAAGAGAACACUAUACGAAUGGUAGUAUUUAUAGGCGAUCAUCCGAUUCUGAUCUAAGCAUAACGCCCAAAGGCAGCUCCCUAACAUCUGCCGAUUAUUGUUCUGGGGAUCGUAUUCGUGUUCAACCCACGAGCAUUUUAUUGAAGCCGUUGAAUCACGAAGCUCUCGAUUUACUGGAAUAUCCUUUCCUUACCAUAAACAAGGUACCGCUGGGGUUUAUAUUACAUCUAGGUGCUACGGUAUCGGCACGAUCCGUCAAAUUAUUGGCACGUGUACCUAAUCCGGACGAUCCCGAAACACGUGAUAUGUGGUGGAACGAGCUACGUCUGGAAAUUCGUUCUCAUGCGCGUGCAAUUGGUUGCAAUAUAGUUUUAGGAUAUUCGGAAGCAACUACUAUUUCCGAAGACAUUUGUGUCUUAUCAGCGAUUGGAACAGCAGCUGUCAUAAAUCUACAGCCUGGAGAAGGCGAUAUAUUAAAUUCGACAAAAACGCAAGGUUCUUCAGUCAACAAAGAGUUAAUGACAUCCUCGCUAGACGGUCAAUAUUUUGAAAAAGAUUUGGGUUGUAGCGACAAUUUGAAUUCACAGAAAAAUGUUGACACUGCACUAAACUCCACAACAGAGUCGAAUACGCUUAAAGAGUCUUCGGAAACCUAUUUCAGUGAGAAACCAAUGGCAAUGCAGAACGCUACACAAAGUGCAAAUAAGAUGUGUUCCAUAUGUCAUAUGCCAUAUUCACAAAAGUCGAUCCCGUUUAGGAUAAACAUGAUGAAGUGCCCAUUAUGCAGAAAUGGCAAUGUUCCAGAUGUGUUGCUAUGUACAAUUGAAAUUCCGGACGGAUUGCAGGUUAACGGACGAGGAAUCAUCAUACAGGCUCAUGCCUGCAGGUCGAAACGGGACCUCAAAGGAGAAGCGAACGCGAAAGAAAUGUCCGAUGCAUUGCCAUUUUUGGAAAUAGAGCUGCACAAACUGCUAAUCAACAAAUUAAAAAUGAAAGGGAUGAAUGCUAUAUUCGGUUUGAAAAUUUCUGUAGCUGUCGGAGAACGGAUGAUGGCUCUUAUUGCCACGGGGACAGCCGUUUAUCUGUCCGCCCUGCCCCAACCUGCACUUCCUAAAAUUGUCGCUGGAAAUUCUUGGGCGGAAUCAGAAAAAAUAUCCGAACUGCAAAAAUCGAUUCAACAAGCUGUGGAAAGAAACCGUGAGUUUUGUCAGUUGAAGCAUAUUGAUGAGUCAUCCACUAAUAAUAAAAGUUUGGCACAGCCGGAUGACUCUGAUGAUUCUGAAGAAGAGUUGUUAGAUAUAGAUUUGACACAUGGAAAUAAAGCGACUUGUGUUUUAGAAGUAGACGAUGUGUAUGAUUUAGAGAUUAUAUCUCUUCUCAUGGAGCCAUGUCCCCCAGUAGGGUUUGACGUUGUAAACACUCAAUCAGUACCUGGAUUACAUGACAUGGAAGUAGUUCGGAACUUACAGAUGUUCACACAGAUAUGGCGAGCUAAAAUACCAGUGCAUCAACCCAACAUAAGUUUUUCGAAGCAUUUCCAACGAUUGUUGCAAACCAUUUAUUUCAAACUGAGAGCAAUGAUACCAUGUGCAAUAUGUGAUUUAAGGUUUAAAUUAGACCUUCCGGAGAAUGAUGAAAUUCAACUGUUGGUCACUGGUAUGGCACUAGGUCUAGCAGAGCCGACAAAGAUGGGUAAUAUGAAAAAGAAGCUUCUGGUGAGUUCGUACACACGAGAGCAAUACAGGCGCAAUGAUGAUGAGCUGAUAUUCAAUUUGGACGACGUGGCGCCAGCAAUCAAUCCCUCUCAGAGUAAUUCAACUCAACUCGUAAUUCAAUCUGGUUCCCUCAAAUGCAAAAGAUCACCUUGUCAUGCAAGGCAUGGUUCAGGACGGUUAAUGAGGCAUACCCCGCUCAGGGAACGUUAUGGGGUAGACAUCACACCCCUCAGCUAUGUGCCAGGAGGAAAAAUAGAGAAAUAUUUAGGAAAUCUGGACUUCUUCUUUAUUAGAGAAUGCACUGCAGUGAAAGAAAACGGUGGAAUUAGUGGAUUUGUGCAUAGUUUCAUCACUGAAGUACUGGCAGUUAUAAGAGCACAUGUUACUGCUCUAGGUGGCAAUGCGAUGGUGACAUUCUACAUGACGGAGUUAGUACUCGUUGAUAACUUACAUAAAAAUCAGGGCCAAUGUUUGAUGAGUGCAGGAGGAGAUGUUGUUUGUGUUUCGUACUAUAAGGGUGAUUGAUGUCUGAGUUUAAAAUUCACGCGCAAAUCACAUUUUUCGAAGUAAACUAGUGCAAUACAAUUUUGACAAAUUAUUAUAUUAUAAAGACAAUAUAAUUAGAUUACUUCAGCUUCAAA